UCGGGGUCCGAGCGCCUCGACUCGUUUGUCAGCCGGACGAGAUGGAGAUGGAGAUGAAGAUGAGGAGGAAGAUAACCUUUGUGCUGUCGACCAUUUUGCUUUGCGCGGCGGCGUCGGCGCAACUUCCAGAGCAGCAAGCGAUGGACCUCUUGAGCGCUCAGGACUUGGAGCUCGCGGACGCGUUUUGGAGCGGCGCCGGCGCAUCGGGUGACGUCUUUGUGGCGGCGAUUAUCCGCCUGCCGCCCAAGGCGGGCGGGGUCCUUCUAGGCGUGUACAGGAAGAACGACAACAGGAAGUACCUGGAAGUCGCCGUCACAGCCAAGAUCAACAAAGUGUCGCUUCGCUUUUGGCGUCGGUCGGACGGGAAGGUUCACACCGUCAACCUGGCGAACGCCAACGUGUCGGACGGGCGACGCCAUUCGCUGGUCAUCCGUCUGGGCGACCUUCAGCGUGACAGCGCGAGGGCGGAACUCUACGCGGACUGCCGAUUGGCCGACGCGGCGGAGGGCGUGCCCCGCCCCCGCCCCCUCCCCCUGGAAGCGGACGCGGUGGAGAUCCGGCACGGCCAGAAGGCCUACGCUCGUGCGCAGGGUGCCGUGGAGUCCCUUUGGUUGGCGCUAGGGGGCGGCGUGGCUCAAGCCGGCGCCCUGGUCGACUGUCCCUUUCAAGGUGACUCCGCCCACAACUUAGCGAGCGGCGACCUGCAGGCCAUCCUGGCUGACCACGCCAAAGCUCUGAUUGGACAGAUGCUCCUCUUCAACCAGAUGCUGGGGGAACUAAGACAGGACGUCAAGGAGCAGGUGAAGGAGAUGUCCCUGCUGAGGAACACCAUCUUGGAGUGUCAAGUCUGCGGUUUCCACCAGCCGCGCUCGCGCUGCUCGCCCAACCCGUGCCACCCGGGCGUCGCCUGCGCAGAGAGCCCGCACUUCCCGGGCUUCGUCUGCGGCCCGUGCCCCCCCGGCACCGUCGGGAACGGGACCCGCUGUCGCGACGUGGACGAGUGCGAAGCACGGCCGUGCUUCAGCCCGUCGGCCUGCGUCAACACGGACGGCGGCUUCCGAUGCGGCCCGUGUCCUCCCGGCCUGCGGGGGGCGCCGCUCGCCGGGACCGGACUGCGCUACGCCAAGACGCACAAGCAGGAGUGCGCGGACGUCGACGAGUGCGUCGAGCUCGCCGACGCGUGCGUCCAGAACUCGGUGUGCACCAACACGGAGGGUUCGUUCCAGUGCGGCGCCUGUAAAGCCGGUUACCUCGGCAACCAGACAGUCGGCUGCUUCCCCCGCAGUUCCUGCGCCGCCUUGACCUUCAACCCCUGCGACGCCCACGCUGACUGCGAGAUGGGAAGGAACGGCGUGCCGUCCUGCACGUGCAAGGUGGGCUGGGCCGGCAACGGCAACACGUGCAGCGUGGACACGGACCUGGACGGCUACCCCGACCGCUCGCUGCCCUGCCUGGACAACAACAAACACUGCAGACAGGACAAUUGCGUGUCGACUCCAAAUUCAGGUCAGGAGGACGCCGACAACGACGGCAUCGGGGAUCAGUGCGACGACGACGCGGACGGAGACGGCAUCAAAAAUGUGGAGGACAACUGCCGUCUGGUUUCCAACAAGGACCAGCAGAAUUCCGACAGCGACUCGUUCGGCGACGCGUGCGACAACUGCCCCAACGUGUCCAACAGCGAGCAGACCGACACGGACGGAAACACCAGAGGAGACGCCUGCGACCUGGACAUCGACGGAGACGGCAUUCCAAACGUGCUGGACAACUGUCCAAAGGUUCCCAAUCCCAUGCAGACGGACCGAGAUCGCGACGGCGUCGGGGACGCCUGUGACAGUUGCCCCGAACUCAGCAACCCCACACAAACUGAUGUAGACGACGACUUAGUGGGAGACAUUUGUGACACCAACCACGACACGGACGGCGACGGCCACCAGGACGACCGCGACAACUGUCCCGACAUUCCCAACAGUUCUCAGUUAGACUCGGACAACGACGGGCGAGGAGACGACUGCGACCCGGACGACGACGGCGACGGCGUCCCGGACCUCAGGGACAACUGCAGACUCAUCGCGAACCCUCACCAGCAAGACUCGGACUUGAACGGCGUCGGCGACGUGUGCGAGUUGGACUUUGACAACGACGCGCUUUGGGACACGCUGGACGCGUGUCCCGAGAGCGCCGAGGUGACGCUGACCGACUUCCGAGCUUACCAGACGGUCGUUUUGGACCCCGAGGGCGACGCCCAGAUCGACCCCAACUGGGUGGUCCUCAAUCAGGGGAUGGAGAUCGUCCAGACGAUGAACAGCGACCCGGGCCUGGCCGUUGGCUACACGUCCUUCAACGGCGUCGACUUCGAAGGAACUUUCCACGUGAACACGGUGACGGACGACGACUACGCCGGCUUCGUCUUCUCCUACCAGGACUCGUCGAGUUUCUACGCUGUCAUGUGGAAACAAACGCAGCAGGUCUAUUGGCAGACGCGACCGUUUAGCGCCGUCGCAAGUCCCGCCCUCCAUCUCAAGGCGGUGAAGUCGAGCACGGGUCCGGGCGAGUAUUUGAGGAACGCUCUGUGGCACACGGGCGACACGACGGGCGAAGCGACGCUUCUGUGGAAAGAUCCCAGGAACGUCGGCUGGAAGGACAAAACGUCGUAUCGCUGGCAGCUCAGCCACCGCCCGCAAGCCGGGUACAUCAGGGUCCGUCUGUUCGAGGGCUCCGACGCGGUGGCCGACUCCGGCGUGGUGAUUGACACCACCUUGAGGGGGGGCAGACUGGGGGUCAUCUGCUUCUCCCAGGAGAACGUCAUCUGGUCCAACCUGCGCUACCGCUGCAACGAUACGCUUCCCGAAGACUUCCACUCGCACGGCCGGCAGGUAGUGAUGCACGUCCGAGUGUGAAGGCGGGCAGAGGGCGGAUCCCGCGGCGGGCGUCGCCGGAGUCGAUCCGAGGACAGACUCCAACGGAUGGCGUCGAUCCGUUUGGGCCGGCCGUCGCCUUGUCGUCCUAUAAAUCAAUAAAGUCGCUGGUGGAGA
Syngnathoides biaculeatus (alligator pipefish) is the source of this 3035-nucleotide messenger RNA. RefSeq names its product thrombospondin 3a (gene thbs3a). Gene Ontology annotation, molecular function: calcium ion binding. The coding region runs from base 42 to 2900 and encodes 952 amino acids. Gene Ontology annotation, cellular component: extracellular region. The transcript is spliced from 23 exons. Gene Ontology annotation, biological process: cell adhesion. Lineage: Eukaryota; Metazoa; Chordata; Actinopteri; Syngnathiformes; Syngnathidae. The record is from RefSeq and is a predicted model, not a curated record.